AUGGACGUCCGAGCGGCAGCGCAGGGCCGAGCAGCCGCCGGGCGGGUCGCGCUGUUGGCUGUGCUGCUGCUGGGCUUGUGCUGCCGGGCGGCGCCGGAGCGGAUCCGCUACGCCAUCCCCGAGGAGCUGGGCAGAGGCUCGCUGGUGGGGCCGCUGGCGCGGGACCUGGGGCUGAGCCCGGCGGAGCUGCCGGCACGCAAGCUGCGGAUAGUCUCUAGCGAUGAAAAGCAGUACUUCACUCUCGGGGAAGAUAAUGGAAAUCUGCGGGUAAACGAGAGGAUAGACCGAGAGAGCAUCUGCGGGGCCGUGUCCCCAUGUGUCCUCAGUUUGGAGGCAUUCGUGGAAAACCCUUUCAAUAUAUUUCAUGUGAGCGUUACUGUCCAGGAUAUCAACGACAAUGCGCCGCGGUUUGACAGAGAAUUUGUUGCCAUAGAAAUGAUCGAGUCCACACCCCCUGGGGCCAGAUUCCCACUGGGCAGUGGAAGAGACCCCGACAUUGGAGCGAACUCAUUACAAAACUACCAACUUACCCCACACCCGCACUUCUCCCUUGUAGUGAGGGAGAGUCCUGAUGGGACGAAACAAGCUGAACUGGUACUGGAGAAAAGCUUAGAUCGAGAAAAACAGAGAAAUCACCAUUUAAUACUGACGGCAGUGGAUGGCGGGGAUCCAGUACGAUCAGGGACCACUCAGCUUAAGAUUAACGUGACCGACGCAAAUGACAACCCCCCGGUAUUCACCAAAGAAAUCUACAUGUUUCAGCUGCUGGAAAACCUGCCAGAGGGCUCCUUAGCCUUUCAGGUGAAAGCUACUGACAGUGACGAAGGUACAAAUGCAGAAAUUACCUACUCUUUCAAUGACAUCUCUAAGAAUGCUCUCCAGGUCUUCAGUUUGGACUCCAGGACAGGGGACGUGAGGGUUACAGGUCCCUUAGAUCAUGAGGAGGAGAAAUACUAUGAUGCGACUGUUGAGGGCAAGGACGGGGGUGGGUUGAGUGCGCACGCCAAAGUGCACAUAGAUAUUAUAGACAUCAAUGACAAUGCGCCAACUAUUACUGUCCUUCCAAUCUUGAACCCGGUACCCGAAGAUUCAGAACCGAGCACAGUUAUAGCAGUGAUCAAUGUCCGUGACAGAGACUCGGGGGAUAAUGGAAAAGUGAGCUGCAACAUCGACGGGGAUUUGCCUUUCAGACUAGAAUCGUCAUCAGCCAACACCUAUAAACUAAUAAUAGCCAGUGGCCUGGACAGAGAACAGGUCUCUGCUUACAACAUCACCAUCACUGCCAGGGACCGGGGCAGCCCGUCGCUGUGGAGCCGCGCGGCGCUGGUGCUGGAGGUAUCGGACGUGAACGACAACGCGCCGGUGUUCGAGGAGGCGGCCUACAGCGCCUACGUGGCGGAGAACAACGCGGCGGGCGCGGCGGUGCUGCGCGUGCGCGCGCGGGACGCGGACGCGGGCGCCAACGGGCGCGUGAGCUACUGGCUGGCGGGCGGCAGCGCGGGCGCGGCGCCCUACGUGUCGGUGGAGGCGCGGAGCGGCGCGGUGUACGCGCAGCGCUCGUUCGACUACGAGCAGUGCCGCGAGUUCGCGGUGGCGGUGCGGGCGCAGGACGGCGGGGCGCCGGCGCGGAGCUCGACGGCCACGGUGCGCGUCUUCGUGCUGGACCGCAACGACAACGCGCCGCGGGUGGUGGCGGUGGACGCGGACGCGGGGCGCAACGCGUGGCUGUCGUACGAGCUGGUGGCGGCGGCGGAGCCGGCGCUGUUCCGCGUGGGGCUGCACAGCGGCGAGGUGCGCACGGCGCGGGCCGUGUCGGAGCGGGACGCGGCCAAGCAGCGGCUGGUGGCCGUGGUGAAGGACCACGGGCAGCCGGCGCUGUCGGCCACGGCCACGCUGCACGUGGUGCUGGCCGAGAGCUUGCAGGAGGCGCUGCCGGAGCUGAGCGAGCGGGCGGCGGGCGCCGAGUCGCCGGCGGAGCUGCAGUUCUACCUGGUGCUGGCGCUGGCGCUGCUGUCCGCGCUCUUCGUGCUGAGCGUGGCGCUGGCCGUGCUGGCGCGGCUGCGCCGGGCCGGGCCGCCCGCCGUGCUGCGCUGCCUGGGCGCGCAGCGCUUCUCGGUGGCCGGCGCCGCCUUCCCGGCCGACUUCUGCGAGGGCACCUUGCCCUACUCCUACAACGUGUGCGUGGCGCCGGGCCGCGGCCUGCCCGAGGCCGCUUGGCUGCAGCCGCCGCCGCUGCCCAGCCUGGCCGCGGAGGAGCUGCUCGGCGGGGAGGCGUGCGGGGAGCGGAGCCCGAGCAGCAGCGCCGGACCGGGAGAGCCGCCCGCCCGCCCCGACGCACCGCAGGUCUGUGAGCCCGCGCGCUCUCGCUCUUCUCCUUCUGGCCCCCUGGGUUGUGUGUUCCGCGGGUGGGGUGGCUGGGGAGCGCUGGUGCGUGUCUCCGGGAGUGAGUGA
This is a messenger RNA of Apus apus (common swift), 2451 nucleotides long. Its product is annotated as protocadherin gamma-B5-like. Lineage: Eukaryota; Metazoa; Chordata; Aves; Apodiformes; Apodidae. Gene Ontology annotation, biological process: homophilic cell-cell adhesion. The coding region runs from base 1 to 2451 and encodes 816 amino acids. Gene Ontology annotation, cellular component: plasma membrane. The record is from RefSeq and is a predicted model, not a curated record. The transcript has 2 exons. Gene Ontology annotation, molecular function: calcium ion binding.